AUGAAUCCGUGGCGCCAUCUGACCGUGGAUCAUCCACGGUCCAGAGUGAAACCCUGCAAUCUUGCUCCUGUCAGAAAAGUGACAGAUAUCUUUGUCCGAGGGCAACAGGACUACCGAAAACUCCUUGCUGUGACAACAACUUUGCCUCCAUCUUUGGGACACGGGGGUCCAUGUGUGCUGCGAGCUGUCG
Messenger RNA from Xyrichtys novacula (pearly razorfish), 190 nucleotides. The record is from the annotation of a GenBank genome assembly. Lineage: Eukaryota; Metazoa; Chordata; Actinopteri; Labriformes; Labridae.